AUGCGUCAUUUUAUUCAUCUGUCUACCCAUCCAUUCGUUCAUUCUUUCAUUCAUUUACCAACGCAUUCGUUUACUUAUCAUUCGUUCUUACCAUCCAUUAUUCGUCCAUCCAUCCAUUCAUUCAUCCAUCCAUUCAUUCAACAACAACGCCAGGAACUGACAGCCAGUGCAAAGUCAGCCAUCAACGUCAACAACUUCAUGGAGGCGCCUGUCACUGACUUGCAGCACCUGGAGAAUACACCAGAUGACAUCAAAACAAGGAUGGAGCUUCUUAUAAUGAGGAUACAACAUGAACUGUGCCGGGCUUUAGAGGCAGAAGAUGAGGAGGGAAAGUUCAGGGUGGAGAAGUGGAGUAGGAAGGAGGGUGGCGGGGGCAUAACUUGUGUACUGCAAGACUCACAGGUCUUUGAGAAAGCAGGCGUAAACAUAUCAGUCAUCAACGGCACCCUCCCGCAGAGCGCCAUUGUUCAAAUGAGGACCAAGUUUAAAGAAAUUGCGGGAAGCAACAGCCUGACGUUUUUUGUGGCCGGCAUCAGUUCAGUUCUACAUCCCAGAAACCCCAAAGUGCCGACACUGCACUUCAACUACCGAUAUUUUGAGGUGUACGACAAAAAUAGCGGCAAGACGAUUUGGUGGUUUGGUGGAGGCACUGAUCUUACCCCGUAUAUCCUCGAUGAGGAGGACGCGAGAAAUUUCCACCUGACCUUGAAGAAUGCGUGUGACCAAUCCGACGCAUCUUACUACCAGACGUUCAAGAAGUGGUGUGACCAGUACUUUUACAUUGCGUAUCGAGGUGAGGCACGUGGUGUGGGCGGGAUUUUCUUCGACGACCUCGAUGGUCCCGACAGAGAACACUGCUUCAAGUUCAUUAAGGAGUGUGCGGAGUCUGUGAUACCCGCCUACAUCCCCAUCGUCAAGAAGCAUAAGAAUGAACCUUACACACAUGCUGACAGGUCUUGGCAGUUGUUGAGGAGGGGCAGGUAUGUGGAGUUCAACCUGGUGUAUGAUCGUGGGACCAAGUUUGGCCUGGUCACCCCUGAGGCCCGGAUUGAAAGCAUCCUCAUGUCACUGCCUCUCUUGGCCAAAUGGGAGUACAUGCACAGUCCCGCUCCUGGCUCCAAGGAAGAAAAGUUGCUGCAAGUCCUGAAAAAUCCGCGGGAAUGGGUUUGA
This is a messenger RNA of Helobdella robusta, 1170 nucleotides long. RefSeq lists its product as hypothetical. Gene Ontology annotation, cellular component: mitochondrial intermembrane space; cytoplasm. Bases 1 to 1170 code for a protein of 389 amino acids. Lineage: Eukaryota; Metazoa; Annelida; Clitellata; Rhynchobdellida; Glossiphoniidae. Gene Ontology annotation, molecular function: coproporphyrinogen oxidase activity. The record is from RefSeq and is a predicted model, not a curated record. The transcript has 12 exons.